Messenger RNA from Eublepharis macularius, 343 nucleotides. RefSeq names its product small nuclear ribonucleoprotein F-like. Gene Ontology annotation, molecular function: RNA binding. Gene Ontology annotation, cellular component: U1 snRNP; catalytic step 2 spliceosome. Bases 81 to 341 code for a protein of 86 amino acids. The transcript has a single exon. NCBI's taxonomy places the organism in Eukaryota, Metazoa, Chordata, Lepidosauria, Squamata, Eublepharidae. The record is from RefSeq and is a predicted model, not a curated record. Gene Ontology annotation, biological process: spliceosomal snRNP assembly; mRNA splicing, via spliceosome.
GACCUGUGGCGGGCACACGCGGUGCCCGGGGUGGGUAACUUUUUUGUUGUCGUGGCCAUUUCUCGCUCGGUCAGGCUGUCAUGAGUUUGCCUCUCAAUCCGAAGCUUUUCCUCAACGGGCUGACUGGGAAGCCCGUGAUGGCGAAGCUGAAGUGGGAAAUGGAAUACAAGGGCUACCUCGUCUCCGUCGACGGCUACAUGAACAUGCAGCUUGCAAAUACAGAAGAAUAUAUUGAUGAUGCAUUAUCUGGACACCUUGGUGAAGUUCUGAUAAGGUGUAAUAAUGUCCUUUACAUAAGGGGUGUGGAAGAGGAGGAAGAAGAUGGAGAAAUGAGAGAAUAAAG